CUAAUGAGACUCCAUGAGCAGUGAAUCGAGAGCAACGCAUCAAUCUCGUUCGCUACGAUGAAGCAUCUAGUUGUCGCUCUUAUCACCACCCUUUCGUUUUCCGUUGUUCUCGCAGAGGAGGUGCAGUAUACUACGAAAUACGACAAUAUAGAUGUGGACGCGGUGAUAAACAGCGAGAGGCUGUUGAAUGGAUACGUGGGUUGUCUGCUCGAUCGAACUCCCUGCACCCCAGAUGCGGCGGAACUCAAGAAAAAUCUACCGGAUGCGUUAGAGCACGACUGCGCCGGAUGCAGCGAGAUGCAAAAAAACGCAGCCGACAAAAUCUCUCAUCAUCUGAUCGACAAUAAGCCGGACGAUUGGAGACUUUUGGAGGACAAGUAUGAUCCUACCGGGGCAUAUCGACGACGUUACUUGGAGAACAAAUCUCAAGAAGGGGGCAGAUUGGAUUGAAAUUGUUCUUUGCUUUGUAAUCCAGCCAGCAUAUGUAUUCAAAAGACGUUCUAGCAUCCUGAAGAUCUUCCUUCGUAUGUUAAACACACCUUCGGAAUUCUUUUGGAUAUGCAAGCUGUCUAGAAAGAAUCAUGAUCUUUAAUUUUAUGUCGACUACGGCUAUCCUUUGGAGUUGAUUGCUUAUCGUAAUCCUUGUCACACAGCUGUUUCACUUUACAUAACAAGAUCUUUCGCGUAUUAUCCUCCUUCAACAUGGAAGUUUCCGUGCAAAAAUAAAGUCAUUAAAAUGA
This is a messenger RNA of Camponotus floridanus (Florida carpenter ant), 740 nucleotides long. Its product is annotated as ejaculatory bulb-specific protein 3. Bases 58 to 450 code for a protein of 130 amino acids. The record is from RefSeq and is a predicted model, not a curated record. NCBI's taxonomy places the organism in Eukaryota, Metazoa, Arthropoda, Insecta, Hymenoptera, Formicidae. The transcript is spliced from 2 exons.